UAAAGUUUGCAAAGCAUGAAGGGUUGGUUUGAUGCAUUUCGAGACGAUGGUGGACCCACACUAUAUUCAUUUUCAAAUCGCACACCCGUAACGGGUGAUGUAUCCAUUGUUGCCGUAUCUGUAUUAUUUGCAACAUUCUAUGUUGCUUUCUUAGUUAUAUUUCCAGGUGUAAGAAAACAGGUGAGUCUGUUUGAAUUGUUAAUUUGCUUGUUACUUUUUCCAUUAAUAUUUAUGAGGAUAAUAAUCACAAGACUCGGUUCAGCAUGGCAUGUUGCACAUACAACAAUUAUAGCACCAUACAAAGCAUUCUCGCGUGAGAAAUUACCAGCUCGCAUAGGAACCCAUAUUGGUUUAAUGCAUGUCAAUGUUACAUUGACGGCAAUACCCGUUGGCAACUGGACCCCACCCGACAUUGAUUACAAUGAACGUUUCACAUGGGAGGGUGCCACCGAUAUGAGUAACAAUUAUCGCGAUGCAUUGAAGCGUGGUUUGCCGUUUCCCAUCUUAACUGUGGCUGAGUACUUUAGUCUUGGCCGUGAAGGUUUUUCGUGGGGUGGUCAAUAUCGUGCUGCUGGCUAUUUUGCCAGCAUAAUGCUGUGGGCUUCAUUGGCCUCUUGGCUGCUAAUGAAUUUGUUACUUAUCGCUGUGCCACGGUAUGGUGCAUAUAUGAAGGCAUUAACUGGUGCACUCUUGAUUGGUACGAAUGUGGGUUACUAUUGUCAAUUGCCGAAGAGACCAUUAACAAUUUACAUGGAGGGUGGUCGUUUGGAAUUUCAUUUGGGUUGGUGUUAUUGGCUCUUGCUAGUGGCAGGCAUUUUAUGCUUUAUAGCAGGUGUAUUAAUUUCUAUCAUCGAUUUGGUAUGGCCUCAUACAUUCUCAACCGUCCUAGAGGUCUACUAUGGUACACCCUAUGAUCGUCAUGUUAUUCUUGAGGAGUCUAGUGAUGUGCGUUAUCGCAAACGUACUAGUCGCAGUCUAGAAGAUCCUCCCGGCUUAGGAUCUCGUAUAUUGAGACGUUUAUCUUCGAAGGCACGUGACAAUUCACAUAUGCAACAAAAUCGCGGCAGUUCGGGCAGUAAUAUGCCUGUACACAUGGCUGGCCAUGUACAUACACACCCCCACAUGAAUGCCGGCGUUGAGAAUAAGGCAUUCCAAAGUGAUGUACCCAAGAGUCCUUGGCGUUAUCCCUUCCGUCGUGCUCAACAGAUUCAGGCUCAUCCUAUGCAUAUGCAAAGAACUUUGUCACAAGAUUCAGGUUCAUCGAUGGGUUCGGCGGCCAUACAAAUAUCACCAUUGCACAAACAUGCCUUGUCGAGAAUGUUACCAAAUCCUCCUAUUAAUCGCAUAAGAGACAUGGAUCACUGGUGAUGAUCUUCAACUACAACAACAAAUACUUGAUUUCAGAAAGAGAAAAUUUGAGAACUUGCUAAUGUUUUUAUAAAUCAUUUGCUCGUUUUCUUACAUUUCUCUUUCUCUCACAAAGCAAUUUAUUUUUAAUUUAAUUAUUUAACGGACGUAACUUAUUUGUGAUAAAUUUUAUUAUUUUUAUAAACA
This is a messenger RNA of Lucilia cuprina (Australian sheep blowfly), 1554 nucleotides long. RefSeq names its product dual oxidase maturation factor 1 (gene mol). The coding region runs from base 16 to 1368 and encodes 450 amino acids. The transcript has 5 exons. NCBI's taxonomy places the organism in Eukaryota, Metazoa, Arthropoda, Insecta, Diptera, Calliphoridae. The record is from RefSeq and is a predicted model, not a curated record. Gene Ontology annotation, cellular component: endoplasmic reticulum membrane. Gene Ontology annotation, biological process: protein transport.